AUGGAGGUCUACGCAGACGACAUGCUUGUGAAAAGUUUGGAAGCUGGGGACCACGUGACGCACCUCAACAACACCUUCCAAAUCUUGAAAAUGGCGACCAUCAAGGGCCAAGCCUUGGCUGAUUUUGUGGCAGAAUUUGCCAAUUUACCCGAGGUGGAUGAAAUCAUGGAAAAUGCUGAGCGCCCUACGUGGAACUUAUUCGUGGAUGGAUCGGCUGGGGAUACUGGCUCAGGUGCCGAAGUUGUCCUCAUCAGUCCGGAAGGUCACAAGCUGAACUCAGCUAUGAGGUUCGGGUUCAAGGUCACCAACAAUGUGGGAGAGUAUGAGGCAAUUCUUGCGAGCCUCAGAUUAGCCAGAGAAAUGCAAGUGAAGAGGCUACUUAUCAGAAGUGAGUCCCAACUGGUCGUUAGCCAGGUGAACGGAAACUUCUCAGCCAGAGACAAAACCAUGGCCUCCUACUUGAAAACGGUGAUGAACCUCGUCCCAUCCUUUGAAAAGUUUGAGUUGAUCCAGAUCCCCCGCAUUGAAAAUGCACAUGCGGAUACACUCUCCAAACUUGCAAGUAGCAAGGACUCCGAACUACUCACAGUAGUCCUAAUAGAGCACCUCCUCAUACCAUCAACCGAGGCCUCUAAUGUGAUCUUACAAGCUAAGGAGGAGGUCAUUCAUUUUCUCUUCAUUGAUGAUGUACUCUACAAGAGGAGCUUCUCCUUUCCACUCCUUCGAUGCAUGGGAGGAGAAGAGGCUACCUAUAUCUUAAGGGAAGUCCACGAGGAAGUUUGCGGCAACCACUCUAGAGGUCUAUCUUUGGCGCAAAAAAUACUGAGACAGGGGUACUAUUGGCCUACUAUGAAAAAGGACACCCUCCAGUUUGUACGAAAAUGUGACAAAUACCAACGAUUUUCUCCUAUCCAAAGACAACCAUCACAAGACUUGACCACAGUCUUUAGCCCCUGGCCCUUCUUGAAGUGGGGUAUGGACCUCAUAGGUCCUCUACCGAAAGGCAGAAGAGGCACGAGCUUUGCAAUUGUGGCCAAUGAUUACUUCACAAAGUGGGUUGAGGUUGAACCAUUGACAAAAAUCACAAAAGCAAACACUUCCAAAUUCUUGUGGAAGAACAUUAUAUGCCAGUUAGGGAUUCCCCACUCAAUCAUCUCAAACAAUGAUAAACAAUUCGACAACAAGAAGGUCAAAACUAAUGGCGAGGUUGAGGCUAUGAACAAGACCAUCAAACACGUCCUAAAAAGGAAGCUUGAUGUGUUAAAAGGGGCUUGGGUGGGUGAGCUGCCACAAGUGCUUUGGGCAAUUCGAACCACUACGAGGACCCCCACAGGGGAAAUACCUUUCUCAUGGCAUUCGGAACUGAGGUGA
Molecule: messenger RNA, 1371 nt
Organism: Olea europaea var. sylvestris
Lineage: Eukaryota; Viridiplantae; Streptophyta; Magnoliopsida; Lamiales; Oleaceae
Exons: 4
Coding region: 1-1371 (456 amino acids)
Biological process (GO): DNA integration
Molecular function (GO): nucleic acid binding; RNA-DNA hybrid ribonuclease activity
Source: RefSeq, a predicted model, not a curated record